CCUGAACCUGCCCUCUUUGCUCGCUUUCCACAUCCGCUGCUACUAGUAAUGUGCUCACGGUGAGGAAGUCUGUUGUGUCGUUAGCCAUGUUCGGUUGUCAAGGGGGCAGGGUUGCCGCGAAAUUUCUCAGAUCCUCGACACAAUGUCGCUUUGCCAGUCAAGCAUCCGCCGGGGCCCGGUUGAACCGGCCGAUCGACAUGAAGAAGGUCCCAUUCCUACAUCAGUCACAAAACAGUGCUAGAACGGCAUUUGGCCUUUCACAAGAUGCUCCUGUCGACUGGGUGAAUCUCCACGGGGCGAUCAAUGCUUCAUUACACCAUGCCCUGAAGCAGGACGAGAACGUGCUUUUGUUUGGCGAAGACGUGGCUUUCGGGGGUGUCUUUCGAUGUUCCAAGGGUUUGGCGGACGAGUUCGGAGCGGCUCGAGUAUUCAACACGCCUUUGUCCGAGCAGGGCAUCGUGGGAUUUGCUAUAGGAUGUGCAGCGGAAGGGAUGAGACCAGUUGCCGAAAUCCAGUUCGCCGACUACGUCUAUCCUGCUUUUGAUCAGCUUGUCAAUGAAGCUGCCAAGUUCCGGUACCGGGAAGGGGCAACAGGUGCACACUGCGGCGGCCUUGUCGUGCGGAUGCCUUGUGGAAGCGUCGGACACGGGGCCAUGUAUCAUUCUCAGAGCCCGGAGGCUUUGUUUACACAUAUCCCAGGAUUACGGGUCAUCAUGCCUCGGUCACCGGCGCAAGCCAAGGGUCUCUUGACAGCAUCCAUCCUGGAGUGCAACGAUCCGGUCAUCUUCAUGGAGCCGAAAAUCUUGUACCGUGCUGCCGAGGAAUUUGUGCCGCGCGAAGCCUACACCCUACCCUUGGACAAAGCCGAGGUCAUCAAGAAGGGUACGGAUUUGACGGUGAUUUCAUACGGACAACCAUUAUAUAUGUGCUCGCAAGCCAUCGAGGCUCUGGAGAAGGAAAUCAAAGGACUGAGCGUGGAACUUAUUGAUUUGAGGGCAAUUUAUCCUUGGGAUCGCGCUACCGUCCUGGAGAGUGCCAGGAAGACUGGCAGGGCCGUCGUUGUUCAUGAAAGUAUGUACAAUGCCGGUGUCGGUGCUGAGAUUGCAGCAAGCAUCCAGGAAGGCGCCUUUCUGCGACUAGAGGCACCGGUGCAGAGGGUCACGAGUUGGAGUACCCAUCAUGGCCUGAUUUUCGAAAAGUUUUAUAUUCCAGACAUUGCUAGGAUAUACGACGCAAUGAAGAAGAGCUUGGAGUACUAGGGAAUCUGCAAAGUUGCCGAACCAGUAUGGAAAGGAAUCUGCGCCGCGUUGGAUGAAGACCGAAUCACGAGCCCUAUCGGUUGUGUCGGACGCCCCCGGCUUCUGCAUGCAGAAUGGUAGCCUCGCAACAGCCAGGGCAGUCAAGCGGCAUUGCUGCGGCCAUCCUCACGUGCAGAUCUGUGUGCAAUGAUCAGAUAAGCACGCAACUCCCAUGUCAAAACCAUCAAAUAUCGAUAGGUCGGCGACAUCGAGUGUCCUCAAUCCCAGGCUACACAAUAGGGGCAUUGGGGUCCUUGCAAAGAAUAAUGUCCGAGAACGUCAAUGAAUCCUAGCGGGACGGUUCGUGGAAGAGAAGUGACAGGAUGAUCCCGGGGUUGGGAUUUAUACAUUCGCAAAGAAAUCGCCUUUGCCCGCGCUUGCUACUGUGCAAGCUGAAUUUUAAAAAGCGACAACGCCCGAAGCGCCGCUUAUACGACAGUGUGCGAUGUCAAAGCUUCAGGGCUUCAGGGCUUGGUCUAAUGAUUAUAUUGUGGCAUUUUUCCGUCAUAAAUAUGGAUUGAAUAUACUUUAGCAGGCAAAGCAACAAAAGUAGUCAAAUGGAUUCUUUAGCCACCGA
Messenger RNA from Exophiala dermatitidis NIH/UT8656, 1875 nucleotides. Its product is annotated as 2-oxoisovalerate dehydrogenase E1 component, beta subunit. The coding region runs from base 87 to 1259 and encodes 390 amino acids. The record is from RefSeq and is a predicted model, not a curated record. Lineage: Eukaryota; Fungi; Ascomycota; Eurotiomycetes; Chaetothyriales; Herpotrichiellaceae. Gene Ontology annotation, molecular function: catalytic activity. Gene Ontology annotation, biological process: branched-chain amino acid catabolic process; response to nutrient. The transcript is spliced from 2 exons.